Messenger RNA from Pseudocercospora fijiensis CIRAD86, 1281 nucleotides. RefSeq lists its product as uncharacterized. Gene Ontology annotation, biological process: 3-(3-hydroxy)phenylpropionate catabolic process. Gene Ontology annotation, molecular function: FAD binding; 3-(3-hydroxyphenyl)propionate hydroxylase activity. The transcript is spliced from 3 exons. Bases 1 to 1281 code for a protein of 426 amino acids. The record is from RefSeq and is a predicted model, not a curated record. Lineage: Eukaryota; Fungi; Ascomycota; Dothideomycetes; Mycosphaerellales; Mycosphaerellaceae.
AUGGCUCAAGCUGUCAACAAAGACUUCAAAGUUCUCGUGGUAGGAGCCGGCCCGUCUGGGCUGCUUCUAGCCGUCCUGCUGGCAAAACACGGCAUCAAAGUAACAAUACUUGAGAAGACGGCCGAGCUUGACAAGCAGCCUCGAGCAUCAUUCUACAGCGCGCCUGCGAUCUUCGAAUUCAAACGAGCAGGCAUCUGGGACGAUGUCGCUGAAGUGGGAUACCAUGGAUCGGGAGUGUGCUGGAGAUAUCUGGAUGGCACUUACAUUACUGGCAUCGAUGCUUACAAGCUUCCGAAAGAUUUGAGAAAUGUGUCCUUACCACUCACCGAACUUCUUCCACUUAUUAAGGGCCAUUUAGAUCGGUAUCCGUCGGCGGAAGUUUUGAUGAGCCAUGAAGUUGUUGGCCUUGGCCAGGAUGAGAAGCAAGCGUGGGUUGAUGUCAAGACUCCAGAUGGCGAGAAACGGCUGUUCGCGGAUUACAUCGCAGGCUGUGAUGGCGGGCAAAGCACCGUUCGACGCCUUCUUUUGGGCCCAUCAUCCUUCCCUGGGAAGACGUGGGAGAAACAGAUUGUAGCGACGAAUGUGCGAUAUCCGAAAUGGCCCUCCUUUGACUGGCCGACUUCCAACUUCAUGAUCCAUCCCGAGCAUUUUUCCAUGAUUGCUCAGCUUUCAAAUGACCGACUGCUGAGGGUCACGUAUGGUGAAGAAUUGGGCCUGUCGAAUGAGCAGAUGCGCGAGCGAUUACCUUGGAAGUUCAGGACUCUCGUUCCCGGAGCUCCGGAGCCAGGAGAGUAUGAAGUCGUUGGGUUCAGCCCGUACAAGAUUCAUCAGAGGUGUGCCGAGACAUUGCGGAAAGGAAGAUUUUUGCUUGCAGCCGAUGCUGCACAUCUUUGCAAUCCAUUCGGUGGCAUGGGUUUGACUGGAGGCUUUGUCGACAUCGGUGGACUCUACGAAUGCCUCUAUGGCAUUUACGCCGGCCUUGCCGACGAGAGUAUUCUGGACAAAUAUGAUACGGUUCGUCGAGAGAAGUUCUGGCAGGUCAUCGAUACGAUCAGUAGUGGUAACAUCACACGGCUCUGGGAUCCUUCGCCUGAAGUUGUCGGAAAUGAUUGGUUCUUGAAUCUUUUGAAGCAGGCUGAGGCUGAUGAGUCAGGGAAGAUGCUUCGUGAUAUGACUUUGGGGGUCAACGCAGUGAUGCACGACUUCACGCAGUAUUAUCACAAAGAUAGCGAUCCAAGUAUACCAUUGCCGGCGUCAUAUGCCAGCCAGAUGACAGACUGA